AUGGCCGAGGACGGUUGCCUGACGGUUCCCGGCGUUCACGACGGCUUGACCGCAUUGCUCGCGGAACAGGCCGGCUUCCGGGUGGCCCUGCUCGGAGGCAACGCCACCACGGCCAGCGUCCUGGGCCUUCCGGAUCUCGGUUUUCUCUCGGCUGACGCGCUCAUCACGCACGUUCGGAACAUUUGCCACGUGCUACGCAUCCCUCUCCUGGUGGACGCGGACACCGGCUUCGGCGGCCCGCUGCAGGUGCACCGGGUUGUAGCCGCGCUGGAACGGGCCGGCGCGGCGGCGAUCCAGAUCGAGGACCAGGUGCCCGCCAAGAAAUGCGGACUCCUCGAGGGAGGACACCCGCUGAUCUCCGCAACGGAAAUGGUAGAGAAGGUGCAGGCCGCCACCGCCGCCCGGAAGGACGCGGACACCGUGAUCGUCGCGCGCACCCUGGCCUACUCGUCCGGCGGCCUCCAGGAGGCCAUCCGUCGCGGCUGCGCCUACCGUGAAGCCGGCGCCGGCGCGAUCUUCGUGCAGUCUCCGGGCACUCUUGAGGAACUCCGUGAGAUCCGCGGCUCCAUUCCGGGCCCGCUGGUAGUCAACAUGGACGAGGCCAUCCCUGCCUCCGCCCUGGACGUGAGCGAAGCGGCGGCCGAGGGUUACCAGAUGGCACUCUUCCCCGGAUCCAUCCGGUACACCCUGGUGAAGGCGGUCAAGGAAACCCUCGCCGUGUUGGGCCGGGAAGGCACGACCCGGCGCCACAGGGACCACAUGGCGUCCCUGGCCGAGUAUCACGACGUGUUGCGAAUGGACGAGUUCCUGGAGCUGGAAGGCUCGCUGACGAAGCCCUCGUAG
Molecule: messenger RNA, 843 nt
Organism: Geodia barretti
Lineage: Eukaryota; Metazoa; Porifera; Demospongiae; Tetractinellida; Geodiidae
Source: the annotation of a GenBank genome assembly